Messenger RNA from Salvia miltiorrhiza (redroot sage), 1900 nucleotides. RefSeq names its product low affinity inorganic phosphate transporter 4-like. Gene Ontology annotation, molecular function: phosphate transmembrane transporter activity. Lineage: Eukaryota; Viridiplantae; Streptophyta; Magnoliopsida; Lamiales; Lamiaceae. The record is from RefSeq and is a predicted model, not a curated record. The transcript has a single exon. Gene Ontology annotation, biological process: transmembrane transport; phosphate ion transport. Gene Ontology annotation, cellular component: membrane. Bases 68 to 1657 code for a protein of 529 amino acids.
GGAAAGGACAUGAUACAAAACCUACACACACACACCAAGAAAUACAAAAAAAUAAAAUAAAAGCAGUAUGGCCUCAAACAGCAUCUCCGUUCUCAACGCCCUUGACAACGCCCGCACGCAAUGGUACCACGUGACGGCGAUCGUCAUCGCCGGAAUGGGAUUCUUCACCGACGCAUAUGACCUCUUCUGCAUCUCCACCGUCUCCAAGCUGCUCGGCCGCCUCUACUACUACGACCCCACCACGGGAAAGCCGGGGAAGCUCCCCCACAGAGUCAAUAACAUGGUCAUCGGCGUGGCACUCGUCGGAACCCUAACCGGCCAGCUCGUCUUCGGCUACUUGGGCGACAAACUCGGGCGGAAGAAAGUGUACGGCAUCACCCUAAUUCUGAUGGCGUCCUGCGCCAUCUGCUCCGGCCUAUCGUUCGGCUACAGCCCCAAGGCGGUGAUGGGGACGCUUUGCUUCUUCCGCUUCUGGCUGGGGUUUGGCAUCGGCGGCGACUACCCGCUGUCCGCCACCAUCAUGUCGGAGUACGCCAAUAAGAAGACCCGCGGCGCGUUCAUCGCGGCGGUGUUCGCGAUGCAGGGCGUGGGCAUCAUAUUCGCCGGUUUGGUUUCCAUGAUCAUAUCUAGGGUUUUCCUCGGGAUGUACGCGGGGCCGGCGUUCAGCCAGGAGCACGUGUUCUCAACGGAGCCGGAGGCGGACCACGUGUGGCGGAUCGUGCUGAUGAUCGGGGCGCUCCCGGCGGUGCUGACGUUCUACUGGAGGAUGAAGAUGCCGGAGACGGGGCGUUACACGGCGCUGAUCGAGGGGAACGCGAAGCAGGCGGCGGCGGACAUGGGGCGGGUGCUGGACAUCGAGAUCAACGCGGAGCAGGAGAAGAUCGCGCAGUUCAACUCAGCGAAUGAGUACAAGCUGUUCUCGAGCGAGUUCUUCGCGCGGCACGGGAAGCACUUGAUCGGGACGGCGACGACGUGGUUCCUGCUGGACAUCGCGUUCUACAGCCAGAAUCUGACGCAGAAGGACAUAUUCCCGGUGAUGGGGCUGACGCAGGACCCGACGAAGGUGAGCGCGCUGCGGGAGAUGUUCGAGACGUCGCGGGCGAUGUUCGUGAUCGCGCUCUUCGGGACGUUCCCGGGGUACUGGUUCACGGUUGCGUUCAUCGAGAAGAUCGGGCGGUUCUACAUCCAGCUGGUGGGAUUCUUCAUGAUGUCGGGCUUCAUGUUCAUCAUCGGCGUCAAGUACGACUACCUCAAGGACAAGGAUCACAAGUGGACCUUCGCCGCGCUCUACGGCCUCACCUUCUUCUUCGCCAACUUCGGCCCCAACAGCACCACCUUCGUGCUGCCGGCCGAGCUCUUCCCCACGCGCGUGCGCUCCACCUGCCAUGCUCUCAGCGCCGCCUCCGGGAAGGCCGGGGCGAUGAUCGGCGCCUUCGGGAUCCAGAACUACACGCAGGACGGGAAGGUCAAACAGAUCCGGAAGGCCAUGAUCAUCUUAGCGAUUACCAAUUUGAUGGGAUUUGCCUUCACCUUCCUGCUCACUGAGACCAAGGGCCGCUCACUCGAGGAGAUUUCCGGCGAAGAUGCUGGCUGCGGCGACGCCGGAUGGGGGGAGGAGCGGCCGGAUAAUAAAGAGGAUGCAUCGAGGAACGGUUAGUUAAAAAUCAUAAUAAUGGCACUAGUAGGAAAAACGCUUGAAAUAAAGGUGGCGCCAAAAUCAAAUAAGAGUUGGAUGAUGUGCAAUUAUCUUUUCUCGGCCCUCCAAAUAGGCUAGUACUAUUUUUUUCUUCAUUUUCUAUUUCGUGGCUGCUUUUUGUCCUUAAAACUCAAAUAUAAUUGUGAACGUUCUGGUGUGAGAAAUUACAGUUUAUGAGAUUCAAAUUUAAUUUUUAUUUUUGAA